Molecule: messenger RNA, 3621 nt
Organism: Siniperca chuatsi (mandarin fish)
Lineage: Eukaryota; Metazoa; Chordata; Actinopteri; Centrarchiformes; Sinipercidae
Product: chromobox protein homolog 2-like
Exons: 5
Coding region: 56-1753 (565 amino acids)
Biological process (GO): negative regulation of transcription by RNA polymerase II
Cellular component (GO): heterochromatin; PRC1 complex
Source: RefSeq, a predicted model, not a curated record
CGGUGGCCGUGCGCGGUCAAAAGCGCGCUGGUUCGGAGGGGCUGCCGCGGUAGUAAUGGAGGGGGUCACAGUCGGCCAGGUAUUUGAUGCGGAAUGCAUCCUCAGCAAACGGCCGAGAAAGGGCAAGUUUGAGUAUUUGGUGAAGUGGAGAGGGUGGUCGUCUAAGCACAACAGUUGGGAGCCAGAAGAAAACAUUUUGGACCCGAGGCUGCUGGCGGCGUUCCACAAGAGAGAACAAGAGAGGGAGCUUCUGUUCCAGAAGAAAGGAAAGAGGCCACGAGGACGUCCGCGCAAGAUUCUGCCGCCUGCACCAGCUGCUCUUAAAGACAGCCGCUCCUCGUCCUCUUCUUCCUCUGGUCUUUCAUCGUCGGCCUCCUCCUCUUCCUCAGAGGAUGAAGAUCACACGAAGAAGGCGAAGCCCGGCCCUCGUGUCCACCCGGCCCCCCAGAAGAGGCCUCAGAUCAUGCUGGCCAAAGCCGAUCCUCCCCGCAAGAAGAAGCGCGGGAGGAAGCCGCUCCACCCUGACCUGAGGGCUUUAAGACAAGCGAAGAGCAGACCUCCUCCUCCUCCUCCGCCGCCACCUCCACCUGCUCCUCCACGUCACCAGCAGGUGCUCAAAGCGCCCAGGGAGGAGCCUCGACCUGGGGUGAAGAAACCUCUGCAGCCGGCCAGCUUCACCUACACCGGGCUGAGCAGGAGCUCCAGAGAGGAGGCUGCCUCCGCCUCCCAGACCUCCGCCAGCUCCUUUGCCCAGACAGCCGCCUCCAGAUCCGGAUCCCUCAGCUGCAUUUGGACCAGUCGCUCCAUGUCUCCGUCCUCCGGCUCCUCCUCUUACAACAAAAGCAGCCCGUCCCCACAAAGUAAGAACUCUCUGUCCGAGCUGAAGCGCUCCAUCUCAGAAACAGGCGGCAGCAGAGGAGACGGGUUCAAGGUGUCGACUCUGAAACAAGGCGGAGGUUCGGGGUCGUUGGGUUUGCACAGCAGCUUCGCGGGAGGCCAGAUGGUCCAGCGCUCCCCGCUGGGCCAGAGGAGGCAGGAGGGCGUUGGAGGUCAGACCGGGUUGGUUCAACACAAGCAGCAGAACUCCGGCCUUUCCAAACAGCCGUCCUCGCUAACGCCUCGAGACCGAGCCAACCAGGCGCUCAGCCUCCGAGCCCUCAACCUGCAGAGCGUCAGCAAGCCGCCGGCCGGCAGCAGCCUUCAAGGACACAACGCGAGCGGCACCGGAGCUGCAGCGUCCAGGUCGAGCUUACGGAGCGGCACCGGCGGGAUUGUUGUAAAAGGAGGAGUGAGUAUGAAAGAGACUCGAACAUCAGCUGGUGGGCAGCGCUCUGCGCUGGCAGCAGGCGGAGGUGCCGAGCAGGGGAGGUUGCGACAGGACAGGGGGAAGGAGGUGUUGGCGGAGACUAAGAAGCUGGCAGGAAGCAGCUCCGGCCGAGGGAACGGCAGCGGGAGGCACGAGGAGAGGAAGCACGGGCUCAGCUCCCAGAACCGGAGUCUGAAUGAGCUCAGCACCGGCGACUCUGACGAGACCAGCAGCAGCGAAUCGGAGCACGACGCCUCCCUGUUUCCAAACAACAGCCGGCCCAGCCUCGGCAACGACGCCACGGAGUCUGACACGGAAACGGACUGGCGGCCGGCGCGGAGCCUCCUGGAGCACGUGUUCGUCACCGACGUCACGGCCAACUUCAUCACGGUGACGGUGAAGGAGUCGCCGACCAGCGUGGGAUUCUUCAAUUCGCGGAAUCACUGAAGGACGUCCGCGAUGGUGCCUCAGUCUGCAGAGCUGAGCUGGACCAAACUGUCUUACAACGCUUCCUACAGCAGCUCUCAGGGUUCCUGCACCGCUCUGGAAAUGUAUCUACAGAUUUCAGUCUUUCGGCUCUUUAUACGCUUAAAAAUGCACAAGUUCGGGAAACUUAUCGUGUUGUCCAAACAGACGACGCAGCGUCUGAGGUUUCAGUAAUCCCGUGAUGUUACAUAAGUAGUAGAAGACAAACACACAGUGGAAACAUCAUGCUGAAUAUGAAAUCCCUUUGGUCAUAUAUUUGUUGAAACAAUGUAGGAACCCUGGUGUUUAGACCCCUUCUACACCUGAUAUUAAGAUGCAGUCUGUGGCCGGAGAAGGAAAAAUGAAAGUUCAAGGUGUGAAGGCUCACAGCGUUGGAUUUGGAUUAUACUCGAAUAUCCGUUAACUGAAAAUGCAGUCCUGGAAGUGUCGUGUUAUUCAUCCAUGCAUCAUCCUGCAGUCGCAGUUUUUGGGCCUGAUAUAGUUAACGUCUGGGUGUGGAGGUCAAGGUGCUGGAUGGAUGUGGAAGAAUUUGUCCUCAAACACCGGCGUCCCAGUUUCACGUCAGCUCCGUCAAAUCGUACCACCUUCUUCUUGAGAUCUCUGCUGCUUCCAUCUCAGUACGUGUGGAGGUGGAUGUAUGUUGGUUUGUGGUGCAAGUAAAGUCCCAGUUGCUCAGAAUAAUCCACAGACUUGUUUAAGGACUGUCUGCCGCUGAGAGCUCUUCUGCCACCUCAAUAUAUAACUUUUUGAAUGGAGUUUGGUUUGUGGUGGAACUUGUUAAACUGAAAACUCAGCAGCAGAAUCUUUUUUCCAGAAAUACGUUCCGGUUUCUCAGAAAAACCGCAGACCUCACCGAGGAGAGUAGGGUGGCAUUAAAUUGUAACUUUUUUGAAUGGAGUUUGGUUGGACGUUGGUUUGUUGAAGGUUCAUUCUUUCCCUUGAAUACAGUACAUUGACAACUUAAUUUUCACUCAAAGUCCACUUACUAGCCCUUUUUUUUUUUUUUUAGAGCUUUCAACCACAUGUUAUGGUCUUCAUCACCGAGUAGUGUUUGCUCAGAUGUCAUCACGUGCAUAGAUCAUGGGACAUACAGGUGGGUGUAUAACCUGCUAUCAUGUAACUGCUCCAUCCACUGAUGAAGUGAUCUUUAACACCACUAGUUCUUCCCUCAGUUUGCGUGUUAUUAGAAGGUGUAAAGGCGGGGUUUAAAACUACAGAUGGAUGUACGACACCACCUCUCCAGUGCCUCAGGUUCUUCCCAGAGACCACCGAGCCCACUGCCACCGUUCAGCUGCGUGUGAUGAUUAGUUUGAGUAGGACAUUUUGUGCUCGUCGGACCUGUAUCCAAACUAAAUAUGUGGCUUUAUCCAGGGCAGCAUGUUUAACAAAAUAUUCAAAACAAAAAAAAAAAAAAAAAAGUGAAGUCCGUCUGUGAUCAUUUUCAUCCAUACACAAAUCCCAUCUGGGUUUAGUUCCCUUUGGACCAAAGGUGUUAUGAAUGUGAAUUAUCUCGUUUUUAAUUUAAAUUUGUGUUACUGACAGUAUUUCUUGCACUACACAGUAUAAAUGUAAGCUGAUUUCUUCUCAUCUCAAAAGAGGCAUUCCAUUGUCACUGAUAUUUACCAAUUUUAUACCAUUUUAAUACAUUUGCCGUCACAAUGUCUUUUGGAGUUGAAAUAUGUGUUAAUUUAUAUUUGUAAAUAUGUUUUUUUCAUGUGAUAUCUGAUAUCUAUCUGGUGCUCAUAUUGGCUUACUAGCUUCAGAUACUUGUGCCUCUCCGCCAUUUUGAAGGUAUUUGAAAUAAACCAGAAGUACCUAAAGAAUGAAAA